AUAUAAAUAACCAGGGCUUCAGGCUUAGUCUUUGCCACAGCGUGGGAGUUUUCUGAUUUUGCACAGAACUGACCUGAUCUGUGAGGUGAAAAGAAAUGGCUCUUUCCAAAUCUCAUAGGGUAACAAUGAAUGACGGGAAUACCAUCCCGGUGCUGGGACUUGGUACUUAUGCACCUAGAAGCGUUCCCAAAAGCGAAGGUGAGAUGGCCACAAAGGUGGCUAUUGAGGUGGGCUUCCGCCAUAUUGAUGGGGCUUUCCUAUAUGAAAAUGAAAAAGAAGUUGGACAGGCAAUCCGCGCGAAGAUUGCCGAUGGGACAGUGACCAGAAAGGACAUAUUCUACACCGGGAAGCUUUGGAAUACAUACCACCGCCCAGAAUUGGUCAGGCCUGCCUUGGAAGAGACGCUGAAAAACCUCCAGCUUGAUUACAUUGACCUUUAUAUUAUCCACUGCCCCAUGUCUUUUAAACCUGGCAAAGAUAUGAUCCCAUUCGAUGAAAAUCAGAAAGUUAUCAGUGACUCUGUGGAUUUGCGUGAUACUUGGGAGGCCAUGGAGAAAUGUAAGGAUGCAGGUCUCGUGAAAUCCAUUGGAGUGUCCAACUUCAACCGCAGGCAAUUGGAGAUGAUCCUGAAUAAACCUGGGCUUAAAUAUAAACCUGUCUGCAAUCAGGUGGAAUGCCAUCCUUACCUGAACCAGAGCAAAUUGUUGGAGUUCUGCAAGUCAAAUGAUAUCAUAUUGGUAGCAUAUAGUUCCUUGGGAACCCACAGAGAGGCUCCAUGGGUAGAUCAAAAUUCUCCCAUUGUCCUAGAAGACCCAGUGUUGGGAGCCAUUGCUAAGAAGCACAACCGAACCCCAGCCCAGGUUGCUAUCCGAUACCAGAUUCAGCGAGGGUUGGUAGUCUUGGCAAAGAGCUUCACUGAAAAGCGGAUCAAAGAGAACUUUCAGGUGUUUGACUUCCAGUUGACUCCAGAAGACAUGAAAGCCAUUGAUGGCCUUAACAAAAACCUUCGUUACCUGAUCUUUAAGCAAUUCCAAGACAUUCCCAACUAUCCUUUUAAUGAUGAAUAUUAAUGAAGUUUUGAUUCAGAAGAUUUGUGGCCCUGAGACACUACAGUUCUCUCAAAGGAGUAGCUUGCAUUCUGUUGGUUAUAUGGAAAUUAAAUCCAGUAUUAUGGUUAAGCCAUGCACCAUGGCUAAACCUACACCAAAGCAUAGGUUAAAGGCAGUUGUUCUAUUAUAAGCUCUGCCUUUCCUGCCCUCAAAGACAGAUAUGAUGGUACACGUUUAUGUAGCAUUUCAAAGUUUACCAUACAGUAGUGAAAGUAUUAUCCACUUUUUUCCAAAAAGGUAACCUUCCCUCAGAGAGGUUGUAUCAGAGUUAGCAUCUGGCUCACAGUCUUACUCUUUCCUCAGAUCUUACCAUUAUUUGAAGUACUUCAACAUAUCAAUAUUGAUAUCUCCUCCAGCAUCCUAACUACUCAAUUCCUUAAUUUCCUCAACUCUCAUGGAAAACUUCUUCACUGCACCAUCCAUAUAGUAGUGUAGAUGUGCUGUCCUAGGAAUGGCAGUCCCCUUCAGUUCUCUACAAUUUCAUUACAGCUACUUUUGUAUACAGCAUGAAUGCAGUAAUUUCUGUAACUCUUCUGGAAUGAGAUUUGCCAGUACUAUGGGGUAUGGAAGAAAGCCAAUCAUAUUCAUACAUACAUACAUAUACAUAUUAAGAAAACAAUCACAUGCUAUGAUUACACACAAAUAAUGAAUAGAUGAUAGUUCUCUCAAAACCCAGAAGAACACUAGCCCCUGCAAGCCUUGAGGAUGAGAAAUAUCCAUAUCUGAGGUAACUCCUAAGGCAAAAGUCGAUCUUUGAAUUGGGGAUUUGUCUGUAGUAAAGAAGAUGUAACUGCAAUACACAUUAUUCCAGGUGCACUCUAAAGAUUUUAAUAAUUUAAUGGCCAAACAGUACAUCAAAUAAGAAUCAUUAUAUUAAAUCUAUCAAAUACAAAGUAUUCUUUAUAAAAUCAACUUGCAAGUCUAACAAUAACAUAACUAGUAUUAUGGAUGUUUAAACUUAUUGCCAGUCAAAUAUCAAUUUGGUUCAAUGCAUUUAUGAAUCAUCUUACAUAAAACAUCACUUCAUGCCUUAUCAAUUUGGUAUUUUACACCAAAGAGCAGGGUAGUGCAAUCACACUUUUAAUUCUUAUUUAUGCAGUUUCUAGGUAUACAACCUUAAGACAAAUAUCAAAUGGUUCUUUCAUUAGGAUAUGAUCUACCUAUAGAGGGUAAAACAUUAUGAUUAUCUCCCUUUAAAUGAGUCACAUUAUACUUUAGUUUGGAUUUACAAUCACAAAUGAUCUCAUUCAAAAUCUCAAUUUCCCAAAGACCAUUAGCUGCCAGCACCUCAAAUUAUGGAGAGCACUAUUUUAAAUUAGCUCUAUUCCAAAGAUUUAUAGCGGAAGUUUCACAUUCUUAUCUCCUUUUUAAAAAUAUCUCAGCAUUUGCAAAAAUCUUUAAACUAUAAUUUUGAAAUUUACAGUAAAGAUAUUUUAUUUCAGUUGCAAAUUUGUUGUCCAAUUAGUUUAUAAUGCCAUAAAUUUUUACAAACCAAGAAAAA
Messenger RNA from Phascolarctos cinereus (koala), 2610 nucleotides. Its product is annotated as aldo-keto reductase family 1 member C1-like. Gene Ontology annotation, molecular function: oxidoreductase activity. The record is from RefSeq and is a predicted model, not a curated record. NCBI's taxonomy places the organism in Eukaryota, Metazoa, Chordata, Mammalia, Diprotodontia, Phascolarctidae.